This is a messenger RNA of Acaromyces ingoldii, 1111 nucleotides long. RefSeq names its product putative small G-protein Ras2. The coding region runs from base 446 to 1012 and encodes 188 amino acids. Gene Ontology annotation, molecular function: GTPase activity; GDP binding; GTP binding. The transcript is spliced from 6 exons. Lineage: Eukaryota; Fungi; Basidiomycota; Exobasidiomycetes; Exobasidiales; Cryptobasidiaceae. Gene Ontology annotation, cellular component: plasma membrane. Gene Ontology annotation, biological process: signal transduction. The record is from RefSeq and is a predicted model, not a curated record.
GACCCUCCGGUCAACGCGGUCAACGACAGGGGAGGAACAGAGAGUUCAAGGGGUGCGAAGCACAAAUUCUACCUCAAGACUUGUGCGCAAUCCUCGUUCCCACCUGGUGCACCUACCUUUUCGUCUCGAGAAGGAUCUGCAGGCCCAAUCCAGCAAAGAGGUUAGCUCCUCUUUGGACCAGCCAUCAAUCUUCCAUCUUCUUCCAUCCCUCCAGCAAGGUCGAUCGAGGACGUCAAUAGCUCAGACGAAAGCUGGAUACGCAAGUUUAGAGACCACAAGAAGGUCUCCCUUGUGGUCAGGUAGCAAGCACAUUCAGGCAAACGAGCGGCAGUCACGCAAAAAGGUCUUCCCGCGCGCGCCGCGCUACGCCAUCCUUGUCCUCUACCCCAUUCUCGAAAGCCCCUCGAUCCCAGGACAUCACAAAGCGCAUUACCGCCGCUAGAAGAUGCCCCAAAUGAUCUAUAGGCUAGUCGUCUUGGGCGAUGGUGGUGUGGGCAAGACGGCUUUGACGAUCCAGCUCUGUCUCAACCACUUCACAUACGAUCCCACAAUCGAAGACUCGUAUCGGAAGCAAACGGUCAUCGAUGACCAACCUUGCAUGCUCGAAGUGCUUGACACGGCCGGACAGGAGGAGUACACUGCGCUGCGUGAUCAAUGGAUUCGUGAGGGCGAAGGAUUUCUUCUCGUCUACUCCAUCAUUUCCAGACAAACGUUCGAGCGGGUCGAACGGUUUAGAAAUCAAAUUUCCCGCGUCAAGGACCAAGAGCCGCAGAGCGUCCCAAUCAUGCUGGUGGGCAACAAAUGCGACAAGGUCCAACAACGAGAGGUGGGCAAGGAGGAGGGGCAAGCGCUAGCGCAACGGCUGGGAUGCAAGUUCGUCGAGAGCAGCGCAAAAACUUGUGUCAAUGUCGAGAAGGCGUACUACACCGUUGUCCGCAUGAUCCGAGAACAAAGAGAAGGAGUGGCAGGGCCGACAAGCAAGAAGAAGAAAAGCCGCUGCAAUAUCCUCUGAACGUCGACUUUGCGUAGUCAAGGCUCUCCCACAUUCCUUUCCGGAUGGCCGAUUGGGGCUACAGACAGCAUAACCUCGCAGAAGGAGCAGGCAGACGGA